Molecule: messenger RNA, 663 nt
Organism: Penicillium antarcticum
Lineage: Eukaryota; Fungi; Ascomycota; Eurotiomycetes; Eurotiales; Aspergillaceae
Exons: 4
Coding region: 1-663 (220 amino acids)
Cellular component (GO): nucleus; cytoplasm
Source: RefSeq, a predicted model, not a curated record
AUGGAUAGCUUUCAUGGGAUUGGUACCAAUUCGGAGACAUUUAAGCAGCAAACUGCUGCAAUUCGAUAUGAGCUCGGCGAUGGCCAUACCUAUGACUUUGUCGACGGAACAUUGCCUUGGGAAAUGGAUAAAGAUAUAAAGGAGUUCAUGCUUUCCGACGAGAACACAUUUACCUAUUACACGCCAACCAGACCAGAGACUUGUUUCAGUGCUUUCAAUAAUCUUGAGCAUUAUUUGGAAGCCGAAGGUCCCUACGAUGGUGUCAUGGGGUUCAGUUUGGGGGCCGCGUUUGUGAUGUCGUGGAUGAUCAACAGAAUUCAAAAGCAGAAAGGCAACAAAUUUGCGCAGCUGCCUUUCAAAGUUGGAAUUUUCUUUUCUAAUGGCGGUCCACUUCUGGAUUGCAAUGAUUCAAGUGGACAAUCUGUUCUUCCUUUCGAUCCUAUCGCUAUUGAUGGAAUUCUUGAUAUACCGACAGCCCACAUUUGGGGCAGGUGUGAUCCAGAGAAAGGAAAUGCUGAGUUCGCAAUCCGGGCAUGUAAUCAGGAUACUAGAUCCGUGUUUGUUCAUGAGAGGGGCCACGAAGUUCCCAAGUCUGCAGAAAAUGUCAUCUCUGCGGCCAAGGUUAUUAACAGGGCUAUUGCGCGGGCUCAGGGCUUUAAUUGA